Pimephales promelas (fathead minnow) is the source of this 1611-nucleotide messenger RNA. RefSeq names its product tyrosine 3-monooxygenase/tryptophan 5-monooxygenase activation protein, zeta polypeptide (gene ywhaz). NCBI's taxonomy places the organism in Eukaryota, Metazoa, Chordata, Actinopteri, Cypriniformes, Leuciscidae. The record is from RefSeq and is a predicted model, not a curated record.
GAGUGGGACGGAAACCCCGUGGAUCGCACGGGAACGCUGUGCUGCGCGCCACAGUCAGUCAGUGAGUGGCAGCUGAACUGUACAGCCGGAGACAGACUCUCAUUCACAGAACCAAGCAGCCAUGGACAAGAGCCAACAAGUGCAGAGAGCCAAGCUGGCGGAGCAGGCCGAACGCUACGAUGACAUGGCUGAGUCCAUGAAGCAAGUAACCGAACUUGGAGAGGAACUGACCGACGAGGAGAGAAACCUGCUCUCUGUGGCCUACAAGAAUGUUGUGGGCGCUCGCCGGUCCGCCUGGAGGGUAGUGUCCAGCAUCGAGCAGAAAACUGAGGGCAGUGACAAACAGCAGAUGGCUAAAGAGUACCGUGAGAAGAUUGAGACCGAGCUGAAGGCCAUCUGCAAAGACGUUCUGCAUCUCCUAGACAAGUUUCUGAUCCGCAACACUUCUCCAGCAGAGAGCCAGGUGUUCUACCUGAAGAUGAAGGGAGACUACUACCGCUACCUGGCAGAGGUCGCCACAGGAGACGAGAAAACCAAUAUCAUCCAGAAGUCUCAGGAAGGCUACCAGGCUGCCUUUGACAUCAGCAAAGACAACAUGCAGCCCACUCAUCCCAUCCGCCUGGGCCUGGCUCUCAAUUUUUCAGUCUUUUAUUAUGAGAUCCUGAACUCUCCAGAGCAGGCCUGUGAACUGGCCAAGAAGGCUUUCGAUGAUGCCAUUGCUGAGCUGGACCAGUUAACUGAAGAUUCAUAUAAAGACAGCACACUCAUCAUGCAGCUACUUAGAGACAAUCUGACACUGUGGACCUCUGAUAAUCAGGCCGACGGUGAGGAAACAGAGGAGGGCCGGGAAAACUAAAGCCAACUCUACAAAGAACCUUUUCAGUCAGCACAGCGAGAGACGACGCUGACGCUUUUACAGUUCCAGCUUCAUACUCACCAGCCCGUCAUUUGUGUGUGUGUGUGUGUUUGGAUGUGAGAGUGCGAAGGAAAGACUGUGUUUGUGUACGUGUGUUUGUUUGGGAGAGGGGAAACGGGAGGGGGGUGGCAAACACAAGUUGUUUGUCUUUAAAAUGUGUUCAUUGUGGAUUGGAGAAUGCAAUAUAGUUUGUUUGUAAAAAUGCUCACUGGGAUGCUUCUGCAUGACUGAUGCGAGUCACCAUGAAGUUAGUUGUAGGCGCAUAUGUGAGAGAACGAGAGAUUUCUCGUUGGUGAGUAACGCAUACAAUCUCUGUCGACCAGACCUAAGAUCAAAAAGACUUGACACAUGGCUUAUACUGUAACUUUGAUAUAAAAGUCUUGUUACCGGAGUAACGCUUUUCAUGUGCUUAUCUGAUUAAUACGGUUUUCUAUUAGGAUUUUCGGUUUUGUUUUAUUUGUACUACUACUACUUACUAAAUCUGUUUUUAGUUUGUUUUGUUUACUCUUUUGAUACUUGCCUAAAAUGCAUGUGGCUUUAGUUAAUCAGGGUGACUGGAGUUGGCUGAUUGGGCUGCCUAGAAACUGUCUUUGAAUUUUCAUACAGAACACUCAGCAUUAUUGUUAUUUGUUAUGGAGGGUGGGCGGAGGGAUCUGGAUUUCAUGUUAGUGGAAUUAAAACAGAUAAAACACCAA